GGGCGGUCAGGGGGUUGGAGCGGCGCGGGGAGGUGAGGGCGGUCAGGGGCUGGUUGGGCUGAGAAGGUGAGGGAGCUGUGGGGUGAGCCGGCUAAGGGCGCUGAGGGACAACGGGCUGAGGGGUCUGAGAAGGGUGAGGGAGAACGGGUUGAGAGGGCUGAGAAGGAUGAGGGAGAAUGGGCUAAGGGGGCUGAGAGGAGGAGGGGGGUUGAGGAGGGUGAGGGAGAACAGGGUGAGGGGGCUGAGAAGUUGAGAGAGAACAGGGUGAGGGGGCUAAGAGGGCUCAGAAGGGUGAGGGAGAACGGGCUAAGGAGGCUGAGAGGCUGAGGGAGUGGACGGUGAUGUGAGGAAUAAAGGCGUCUCCUGACAAGGAUUAGGGGAACAGCAGGGUUGUACACAGGUAUUGCUGCAACAAGUUAAGUUCUUCAUUCAGUGCAUGCGUUUUUUGGCUGCUGGAACGUGUGCUGGCACCUCUUAAAACAAGUUUUGUUCAGGGUCGUGCAUCUGUGGCUGAGUUCUGUCAGCUUCCUUGGGCCAGCAGUGGGUGGUUUGUAUUGGUGCUAUUUAUCUGAAUCUUCACCGUAGGCAGUGGAAGGAUAGUGGUUUUUUGUUUUUUUUUUUAGCUGUGAUUUUCACCUCACACUUGCAGGUGGGAUCUUGGGAGACCCUCAGGUGUUGCACAUCCAGAGGAAGAGUGAGUUGUGAGUGCAGGGGUUGUUUGGCAGUCCUGGCUGAGGACAGAAGGCUGGCUGGUGCUGCAGCAGUGUCCCUGCAGUGUCCCCAGGCCCAGGCAUGGAGAAGUGGAGCCUGAUGACAAUCACGGUGCUGCUGGCACUCACCGUGCGCUGGGCUGUGUCCCUGGGCUCCUACUCAGGGGCAGGAAAACCACCCAUGUAUGGAGACUAUGAGGCUCAGAGGCACUGGCAAGAAAUCACCUACAACUUACCCAUCAGGCAGUGGUACUUCAAUACAAGCGACAACAACCUGCUGUACUGGGGCCUUGAUUACCCACCUCUCACUGCCUAUCACAGUUUUGUGUGUGCUUACAUUGCAAAGUUAAUAAAUCCUGAUUGGGUUGCUCUGCACACAUCUCGGGGCUAUGAGAGUCAGCCCCAUAAGUUAUUUAUGCGUACAACAGUGUUUGUUGCUGAUUUGCUGGUUUAUAUCCCUGCAGUUAUUUUAUAUUGUUUUUCCUUGAAAGAAACAUCUGCUAAAAAAAAGGUUUCCAGUGCUCUCUGCAUCCUGCUUUACCCAGGCCUCAUCCUUAUUGACCAUGGGCACUUCCAAUACAACUCAGUGAGCCUUGGCUUGGCCUUGUGGGCUGUCCUUUGUUUGUCCCAUGACUGGGACCUCCUGGGCUCCGUGGCCUUUUGCUUGGCCUUAAAUUAUAAGCAAAUGGAGCUCUACCAUUCCCUGCCCUUUUUUUGCUAUUUACUUGGAAAGUGCUUCAAGAAGGGACUGAAGGGAAAGGGGUUGGUGCUCUUGGCCAAACUGGCAGGGACAGUGCUGGUGUCCUUCGCUGCCUGCUGGCUCCCGUUCGGCACCGACGUGGAACAAAUCAUGCAAGUACUCAGAAGACUCUUUCCCAUUGACAGAGGCUUGUUUGAGGAUAAAGUAGCCAAUAUUUGGUGCAGUCUAAGUGUCCUUAUAAAGAUAAAGAAUGUAAUAUCCCCUCGAACUCAGCUAAAACUCAGUUUUGCUGUGACAUUCCUGAGCCUGCUCCCUGCCUGUAUCAAGCUCACUGUCCAGCCUUCCCUGCGAGCCUUUAAAUUUGCCUUGGUCAGCUGUGCCUUGUCAUUUUUCCUGUUCUCCUUUCAAGUCCAUGAAAAAUCUAUUCUUCUCGUCUCAGUCCCAGUCUGCUUAAUCAUAAAUGAAAUCCCCUUUAUGGCCACGUGGUUCCUACUCGUGUCAACUUUCAGCCUGCUGCCGCUGCUGCUGAAGGACGAGCUGCUGCUGCCCUACGCCGUGACCACGCCCGCCUUCCUGGCCGUGUGCCUGGCCUCCUUCUCCAUCCUGGAGAAGACCUCUGCAGAGGACCUGCAGCUCAAGGCCUUCUCCCUUUCCCUCAGGGGUUAUGUGUCCUGGUUCAAGUCCUUCCCCAGGAUUGUCAGGAGCCUGUUCCUGCUGUCCCUGUCCCUGAUGGGAGUCCUGUCAGUGCUCAGUGCUGCGCUGCCUCCUCCCCAGCGCCUGCCCGACUUGUUCCCCGUGGCCGUGGCCACGGUGUCCUGCCUGCACUUCCUGCUCUUCCUGCUGUAUUUUAACGUUGUGAUACUCUGGGACUCCAAGAAUAAAGGGCAGAAGAAAAUCAGCUAAUGAAGCUGGAGCUGCAGGACUGAGAGUGCUCAGUGAGAGGUGCCAGCACUGCAGAGGAGCCUGUGUGUGAUGGACACAACUCGAGAAAGCCAGGAAAAACCUUUUGCUUACUUAAACACAAAACAAUCAAAGACUGUUUUAAAGGAGAAGUAUUUUGAAGAGCAUUGAGAAUGGGAUUUAAUUUGUUUUCUUUGGAAGUGUUAUACUUUUGUUACCAUUUGUAAACCUAAAAUACCUAAUAAAGGACCAAAU
Molecule: messenger RNA, 2565 nt
Organism: Ficedula albicollis (Collared flycatcher)
Lineage: Eukaryota; Metazoa; Chordata; Aves; Passeriformes; Muscicapidae
Gene: ALG6
Product: ALG6, alpha-1,3-glucosyltransferase
Exons: 15
Coding region: 793-2313 (506 amino acids)
Biological process (GO): protein N-linked glycosylation
Cellular component (GO): endoplasmic reticulum membrane
Molecular function (GO): dolichyl pyrophosphate Man9GlcNAc2 alpha-1,3-glucosyltransferase activity
Source: RefSeq, a predicted model, not a curated record